Molecule: messenger RNA, 5327 nt
Organism: Spirodela intermedia
Lineage: Eukaryota; Viridiplantae; Streptophyta; Magnoliopsida; Alismatales; Araceae
Source: the annotation of a GenBank genome assembly
AUGGUGGCUCUCCGCGUUGUCGCAACGUUCGGUGCCCUAAUCCUUCUGUCGGUGGGCCUCGUUGUUCUACCUCAGGGCGCUGCUGCCAACUCGGAGGGGGACGCCCUCUUCGCGCUCCGGAGCAGCCUCUCCGACCCCGAUAAGGUGCUGCAGAGCUGGGAUCAGACGUUAGUCAAUCCAUGCACCUGGUUCCACAUUACCUGCAACCAAGACAAUCAAGUCACCCGUGUGUAAGACACCGCCUCCGUGGAUCUCUUGAUUCCUCGUUUUUACUAGUACUUGCACUUAUAAAGGCACCCGGUUAUCCCUUGUAGAAGUCGAUAGGCUUUCUAAUUUUUGUUCGCCUUAUUUUUUGAAUAACGAGCUAGUCUGUAUCGUGUACUUUGAUUCGAGGAUUGAUCUUGUUGCAAUGUCAUGUUAAAAUGCACCGCUGUGCAAAAUUUUCGAACUAUUACUGUAUUAUUUUCGUCUCGGAAGAUUGGACUCGUGAAAUGUCGGCAUUUUUAUAUAAUUUUUCCAUGUUUUUCGAUCAAAUUGAAGUUUUUUCGAUAUCUACAUAUUUUGUGUGUUUACGAGCCAUCAGCUUAUCUUUCUAUUUCUAAUUGUUUAGACUCUCGUUGGAUAAUUGAAAGAAAAAAUAAUAAAAGGUUCUUCGAUCUGCAGUGAUUUAGGAAAUUCCAACUUGUCUGGACACUUGGUACCUGAUCUUGGAAAGCUUGAACAUCUUCAGUAUCUGUAAGCCUAUUCUCUUUUAUCUUAGAAUCUCCACUAUAGAUGUUUACCUUCUUAUCAUGCAUUAAUUUUAAUUUCGUCUCUUGUGGUUUGGAGAGAUGCUUGCACAAUGUGUUGACAUUUAGUCGUCUCCUUUAGAUUUUUUGGCCCUUAUUAUGUAUGGGAGUUGUCGAAGAAGUAAACAUCACCAAAAUAAUUUUGCGUUAUUUUUCAAACCUGUGUCUGUAUCUUGACAUCCCUGCCAUUCCCAGUGAAACUAUUGCAAGAGACUUCGGAGCAGAUUAUUUUAUUUUAUCUUAUUUUUCUCUUGAAGAGAGGAUUCAUGGUAUCAUAGUUUACUGCAGUGUCUUAUCAUGCUUAGCAACAUGAUGCCAAAAUCUUACAGAGUAGGAAAAAUAAAAAUUAAGUAUUAGAGUCACUAAUGUUUUACAUUGUUUAAUUUGACCCUCUGAAGUUGGCUUCUGCCUAUUUUUAAGGUUGUUCUAUGAAAAAGGUUACGCAUAAAGUAUGAGUUCCAGCCUUUAUUCAUGUUAGGAUCUUAUGAUCAGAAGUCCGUCCGAGAUUUGAAGGGAAUGUGAUGUCGGUGACCACUAGGGUAGAUGGGGCAAUGAUAUAAGUGGGAACGGUGAUAAGCGACCCUGCACUUCCCAGGACAAAAAUAAUCUCAUUUAGUUUGAGUCAGCUUCUUGUACAGACAACUUCUAGUCUCUUUUAGGCAAUUUCUAGUCUCUUUUAGUUAAAGUCCUUGACAAACUCAAAUGGAAUCGGAAAUAAAUGAUUUUAAGGGGCCAACAUGUGAGUGCUAAGAUUCAGGAACAACACGUUUCAAAAAUUUCAGAUUGGAAUGAUUAAAGUUUAUAGAGAAAACGAUGAUAGUCUUACGUGCACAUUUAGUCUUUUUUAAUUUCGGAUGGAGUUUAUGGUUGCUUUGAUUAUAAAAUGAAUCCAUGAAACGCAUGCUACAUGGAUGGCUGAUCAAGUUCUUGUUCCUUUUUCACGAGAGUAUUCUCAGUCUAAAACUUCCUCAGUUCAUGGAUUUACUCUCCAAUGCUCGAAUUUGACUUCAUGUGAUCGUACCAUCACACUUGUUCCAUAGAAGGGUCUCAUCACUUACUCCUUCAAAAUUGGGGCUUUGCCUUGAAAAUAUGUCCAAGUUCCUCCUAUCUCUUGAAUAGAAGAAAGGAGACUGAAGAAUAAUAUUUUUUGGAAUUUUUGGAGAUUGUGUAGUGUAAGGAGCUAUGGGUAUCUUUGAAUGUGAUGGUAAAGCUUUCUCACUGUUCACGCUGGAUUACUUGUUUUCGGUUGAAUCUUUUUCUGCAUUUUUUUUAAAUUAUUUUAUUUUAUUGUUGUUUUUCCUUGGUGAAUAAGGCUUGAGAUUGAGUUUGCAUACUAGUAUUAUUUCUUUUGCGAUUCCUCAUUUUAUUUAAGGUUUUUAUUGCUCGAUAUGAAAGGUAAGUGGCGUGUAUCGUAGGGUUCCUCAUGAUUCCUUCUAGAGCCAGUCAAUCUUGAGGAGUCAGUCUUUCUACAGAAUCAAUAUACCUACUAAUGUUGCAUCAGGAUCAAUCAGUGAUUAACUGAAGUAGUGUUAUCGGUGUUGAAAGGCAGAGUAUGGAAGAGCGUGGUGAGUUGUCAGUUUUCCUUUCUCAUUCUCACAUGGGAGGUGUAAAUUUGAUGGUUCUGUGAAAAGACUCAGAUUGGAUAUCGAGGAAAAUGAUUGAUUGUUUUGCUUCGGUCUGCUAUGUUAUAGGUCAUAUGAAAGUAAAGCAGUAUGUAAUUUGUUGAAAGAUACAAGAAGUUCGCUGAUAUUAGAGAAAAGGCAUUGGUAGCUAUAGAGAACUAAACCGAUCAAAGUACGCUAGUGGUAGGUGUUUACAGCUGAUGCUUGAUGUUAAAAGGCUGCAAUCUUUCAUAUUUAGAGGAUACAAUUGUUGGUUCCAAAUGGGAUAGAAUAAGUACCAAGAUGCUGGAGGGGUUUGUGUGUGUUGUCGUUCCUUUCCUUCAAAUUAGAUCACCCAAUAAAAGAGGCGAAAGAAGAGAAGCACUGACAGCCUCACAGUGCUUGUGAUUUUUUAUUGGCUGGACACAAUCGUCCAUGCCGACUCUCCAGGCCAAAACUCUGAUGAGUUAUCACUUUUGCUCGUGGUUUCAUCAAAACCUUUGCAGACCUAAAGUCAACAACAGUAUGUGCCGACCAAUGAUGGUCUAUAUUGGAAUCAUUCCAAGAAUGUGAUACAUAGGGGAAGCAGUUUUAGAGGUUUUUCCAGUUGAAAUUGGCCAUACGGCCCGACCAUUCGGGAUUUUGUAAUCAUCAUUUCAAUCUCAGAAUCGAAUUACGGUAUUUACAUUAUGCUAAGAAUUUUGGACAGAUUAUUUCCCCCCCCCUGCAUAAUUUGGACCUAUGACAGAUGGGUGUCCAUCAUUAGGUGCUAUUGAGCUCAAAGAGAAGUCAUCACACAUGUGGAAUGUUCCAUUUUCAGUGUUUUUGUAUGAUUUUUGUUUUUGCCCAUAAUGUACAGGCUAACCUCAAGAAUUUCAAAAUUAACUGUUGCCUAAGUUUAACAUGACUAAGAGAUAGUUUUGUGGAAGCAGACAGUUAUAAGGUGUUUGAUUCGAGAGUUCGUUUUAGGAGAUACAGGUAUCUCGAUCAGUUUCGUUCAGCAUAAAAGGCAUGUUGGUACCAAAUUCGUUGUGAAUUUUAUUGGAAAUCACAUUACGCGAUCACCAAGGUUAAUCAUAUGUACCAUAAGUUCAAGGCAGUUCUUUAGGUCUAAAGAAGGAGAGCAUUGCAUAGGACAGAAAAAAAUGGAAUGGUCUCUCUUUGUUUCUUGCUUUCUCAUAUCCUUGUUCUUUCCCAUGUUUCUACACUCCGAACCAGUUUUGUUUUUACCUGCUAUUGCGUACUAUGUUAUUUGGAACAUUAGAUGAACAAGCAAUAUAAGAGAAACAUUUAUGGCUUCUAUCUACACUUCUUCAUCUAUUUCCCUGAUGUGGCUUCAUGUUGUUUACCUUGUUUAUUUUCUUGAUCUUCAAUCUUCAUCCAUGUUUUUCGGAGAACAAACUGAGGAUACAGGAUUCGCAAGGAUUUAAUUACCCGUAUUAUGCCUGUUUAUUCCAAUCAACAGCCAGCACUUUAUCUUCUCUAGAAACAGGCAUCAGAAUAUUCCCUUUUUGAUAUAUUUUUUUUCCCUGAAGGUUUUAUACGCGUUCUAUUCAAGAAACAAUCUAUUCUGUCAUUUGUUUGUUGUUAUUUGCUUGACUUGUUUAACAGACCUCAAUGCUGCUCUUUUCCAAAACACCGCCCCCUUAAAAAAAAAUGGCAUGGUUGUCCUCCCAUUUUACAGUUCGAAAGGAACAGCAGUUAUUAGUAGUCACUGGUUAUGGAUGUUGUGCAUGUCAUUCUUUUAAGUUGCAGAUAGUGUCUAUUUUUAGAAAUCCUGUGCACCAUAGGCCUUAUGUCCUUAUUCUUCUGGAUCUUGUUGAUAAUUUAUUCCCUGGGCGUUGCCUUCAAAUUAUUCUCUUCAAUUUUAAUUUUCUAGAUUUUUUCGUGCAGGGAACUUUAUAAAAACAAUAUUCAAGGGCCAAUUCCAUCUGAGUUGGGAAAUUUGAAGAGCCUUAUUAGCUUGGACCUGUAUAACAACAAUAUUUCCGGCAUUAUUCCUCAAUCGCUGGGCAAUAUAAAAUCUUUGGUUUUCCUGUAAGUUUACUUCUUUUUCUUUUUGUCUCUUAUCGAUCUUAAACGCUGCUGUUAAUAUGUUUAGAAUUCACAUCAGAGUUAAGAAAUUUACCUUCUAUAUAGCCCGAGUGAUUGAUUAUAGAUGCUCAGCAAGGUAGUAAAUCUAUGACCGCACAUCGUUCCUUUUAAAUGCUCGGUCAAUUCUGAUGGGUUUCUCCAUCUCUCUAGACGGCUCAAUGAUAACAAGCUCACUGGGAGGAUACCGAGGGAGCUCACCAAGAUUUCGAGCCUCAAAGUUGUGUAAGUGGGAGGGGUUCGAUUUUUCUGUGAUUUCCUUAUCCUUUCUAAUAAUUGUUUUGCACUUUUGACGCUACAUUCGUGUACGGGUUUGCCAGAGACGUCUCAAAUAAUAAUCUCUGUGGAACUAUCCCCACUUCUGGACCCUUCCAGCACAUACCCCUGAGCAAGUAAGUCUCUCUCUCGCUCUCUCUCUCUCUCCCUCUUCAGUGAUUUUAAUGUCCGAAAAAUGAUUCUCAGUACCUCCACUUCGGAUUUUCAUCAAUAACUGCCAUGUCUCCACCAAGAUGAGCCCCGGAUAUUGAUAGCCUCCUACCCCUCCCUGAAAACUUAAAAAGCCCAUUUUUAUUGUUCCAUGAGUUGCCUCUCUCUCUCUCUCUCUCUCUCUCUCUCUCCCUCUCUCUGUGUUCCUGUGCAAAGGUUUCAAAGGGGUCGAAGGCCAUUCAUCCGCACCUGCUGAUUUGAUUCAUCGGCCCCUGCCAAAAAGUUUCAUUUUUGGCAUGCAUACGGAGGUGAAAACCCUACAGAUUUCUGAUCAUCCUUUCUUGGUUGCAGCUUCGAGAACAACCCCCGUCUGGAAGGCCCCGAGUUAGAGGGCCUGGCGGUCUACGACACAAACUGCUGA